Messenger RNA from Canis lupus familiaris (dog), 2032 nucleotides. It is a transcript of the gene LRRC43, whose product is annotated as leucine rich repeat containing 43. The record is from RefSeq and is a predicted model, not a curated record. The coding region runs from base 551 to 2005 and encodes 484 amino acids. Gene Ontology annotation, molecular function: protein binding. The transcript is spliced from 13 exons. NCBI's taxonomy places the organism in Eukaryota, Metazoa, Chordata, Mammalia, Carnivora, Canidae.
CGCGGCUGAGCUGGAGAAGCCUGAGGGGAGGUUUGGGUCUGGGCGUUUCGGAGGCCGCCUGACCUGGGGUGCGGCCGGACCCUGCGAGGACUCUGCGAGGACUGUGGGCCUGACCCCCAUCCCGAGCACAUCAGGCCCACCUGGGAAUAAGUCACGCUUUCUUCCUCGAACUCCCCGAGCAUGGAGGGAGCUGAUCCCCAGAGAGGAGGAGGUCGUGAGCCCUGGGGAGGAGUCGGUGGAGGCCCUGCUGGACCUGGUCCGUAGCCCCCACUCACCCUGGGCUCUGCUGGAGGGCUCCAGUGCAGAGGACCGUUUUCUGAAAGAACUGGCCAUCCAGAAUCCCCUGGUGCUCAAAGACACCUUCUUCUACUCCUACUUCAGAUCCUUACGGGUGGUGGACAAGCAGGUGAACCUGGUGGAUAAAGGUCUCCUGAAAUUUCUAAAACUCGAAGAGUUGGUACUGAGUGCCAAUCAAAUCAAGGAGGUUGAUGCCAUCAACCUGCCCCCAACUCUCAAGGUGCUGGAGCUCUAUGGCAACAAGAUCACCAGCAUGGAGUGUCUGUGUGCCCACCCGCCCCCACGUCUCCAGCACUUGGGCUUGGGUCACAACAAGCUUCUGGGCCCCUUAGAAAGUCUGUAUGUCACCGCGGAUCACUGGCCCAACCUUGUCUCUCUGGACCUGAGCUUCAAUGACCUGACGGACCUGCAGGGCAUGAUCGCCAGCCUCAGCACCCUCCAACAUCUGAGGCUGCUUGUGCUGCAGGGGAACCCACUGGGCCUGGUGCCCUACUACCGAGGUUUCACCAUCGACAGCCUGUCCCGGCUCUGCGUGCUAGAUGACAUCACCGUGUCUCCCAGUGAGAAGUAUCAGUUCAGGGGGCUCAGCCACCAUGGGGACCUUUUGGCAUGUGAGGCGCAGCUCGUGGUGACCAUUGGAAAUGUCAAGGGGGUUCCCGACACCUCUAUCUUGGACCCCGACCCGGGGCCCCAAGGCCCUUUUAUCAGUUACAGCUACUAUGUGACCUACGGUUUUGUGGAAGAUGAAGAAGGAGAAGGAAGUAAAUAUGGUGGUGUGCUGGCUGAGACCGUCGAGCCCGCGCCCCGCGGCGAGCCGCUGGGCCAGGACGUCCGCCAAGAGCCCUCCGAGGGGCGUGAAGAGUCGGUGGAGUCGGGGCCGUCCACCCCGUCGGGGCAGCGGGAGGACUCGCUGGCCUCGGGCGCGUCGGCGCCCCCGCCCUGGGUGACGGACUCGGCGGAGGAGCUGGAGGCGCUGGCCAAGCUGCGGCCGCGGGCGGACCCCCGGCUCGGCCCCUCCGCGGGGACAGUCCUCUUCAGCACCACCCGCAAGCCCUGGACAGAUGUCAUUCCCUGCAACUAUGAGAUGCAGCACAGCCUCAGAGAUCUGGUGCCCCUCAAGGCCUUCCUGCUGGCGGGAACCACCGUGACCAUUGUGGAGGAGAAGAUCCUCUCCUGGCCUCUGGUGCCGCCUCCUGUCGACAUUGUGUCGCCUGCCAAGAAAGGAAAAGGGGAGAAGGACAAGAAAGGGAAGAAGGACAAAGACAAGGAAAAAGACGGGAACGACAAGGCAGGGAAAGGGGAGAAAGGGACGGCAAAGGAACAGAAGGCGUCCAAGAAGAAGGAGCUUCCAAAGGAGCUCCGCCAGGACCCCCCCAUCCUGCGCGUGCUGGGCAGUGGCCUGCUGGCCUUGGAGCCCCUGCUGGCGGGGGAGUCACUUGUGUCCUCCGUGUGCAACUUUGGGGUGAUCCGCACCCCGGAAAUCGACAGGCUGAUGUUUCUUAGGGAUUUGAAGAAGAACAAGAAAGCUAAAAAUGUUCUGGAGGCUGGGAAGUCCAAGACCAAGGUGCCAGCAUCGUUAGAAAAGAAAAAAUCUGCGUUUGCAAUUUACGAAAGCGACUACCAGCCGCAGCCGCUGACCGUGGAGGUGCAGAUCCAGCUGAACCAGUGCCGCUCGGCCGAGGAGGCGCUCCGGGACUUCUCCCUGUAGGGCGCGCGAUUAAAGGCUGUUCUGAUG